Populus nigra (black poplar) is the source of this 5925-nucleotide messenger RNA. Its product is annotated as lysine-specific demethylase JMJ17. Gene Ontology annotation, cellular component: nucleus. Gene Ontology annotation, molecular function: histone demethylase activity; DNA binding. Lineage: Eukaryota; Viridiplantae; Streptophyta; Magnoliopsida; Malpighiales; Salicaceae. The record is from RefSeq and is a predicted model, not a curated record. Gene Ontology annotation, biological process: chromatin remodeling. The transcript is spliced from 33 exons. The coding region runs from base 232 to 5814 and encodes 1860 amino acids.
AACCAAAAUUAAAAUCUCCCACGGAACUUCACUCUCUCUAUCUCGCGCACUCAGAGAAAAACCUAGUCUUUCUCUAGUCUCUAAAUAAAAAGGUACGCGCGAAAGAAACCCUAGAAUUCAAUUUGCAUUGAUUUAUUGGCUUCAAUUUUUGCAAUAUAUUCAUGAAUUUAUAGAGAUGGUGUAAUCAUAGAUUGAUUGUUGUUAAUUGCGUUAUUGAUUUAUUGGUGGCAAAUGGGGAAAGGAAAACCCAGGGCUGUAGAAAAAGGAGUUUUAGGGCCAAAUUUGAGUUUAUUUUCGUCGUCUUCAUCGGCUUCUUCGUCAUCCGGGUCAUUGCAUGUGCCAUCUGCACCUGUUUAUUACCCUAAUGAAGAGGAAUUUAAGGAUCCAUUAGAGUAUAUUUACAAAAUUAGACCGGAAGCGGAGCCUUAUGGGAUUUGUAAAAUUGUGCCACCAAAUAAUUGGAAACCGCCAUUUGCAUUGAAUUUGGAGAAUUUUAGUUUUCCUACGAAGACUCAGGCUAUUCAUCAGUUGCAAGUGAGGCCGGCGUCUUGUGAUUCCAAGACUUUUGAGUUGGAGUAUAAUAGGUUCUUGGAGGAACAUUGUGGGAAGAAGUUGAAAAGGAGGGUGAUUUUUGAAGGGGACGAGUUGGAUUUGUGUAAAUUGUUUAAUGGAGUGAAGAGGUUCGGUGGCUAUGAUAAGGUCGUGAAGGAGAAGAAGUGGGGUGAGGUUUCGAGGUUUGUUAGGUCUGGGAGGAAGAUUACAGAGUGUGCGAAGCAUGUUUUGUGUCAGUUGUAUCAAGAGCAUUUGUAUGAUUAUGAGGAGUACUAUAAUCGAUUGAAUAAGGGGGUUGCUAGGGGUUGUAAAAGGGGAGUGCGAAAGUGUAAGAAGAGUGAUGAUAGGAUGGAGUUUUCACGUUCAAAAAGGAGGCGGAAGAACAGUGAUGGUGAGAAAGUGAAGGUUUGUAAUAAGGUAGAGGAGGAAGAAGAGCAUGAUCAGAUAUGCGAGCAAUGCAGGAGUGGUUUGCAUGGGGAGGUGAUGCUUUUGUGCGAUAGAUGUAACAAGGGGUGGCAUAUUUAUUGUCUCUCACCGCCAUUAAAACAAGUUCCGCCAGGGAAUUGGUAUUGCUUUGAGUGUUUGAAUUCUGACAAGGAUACUUUUGGUUUUGUCCCUGGCAAGCGCUUCACAGUGGAAGCUUUUAGGCGUCUAGCUGAUCGGGCCAAGAGGAGAUGGUUUGGCUCAGGAUCUACUUCUCGAGUGCAGAUGGAGAAAAAGUUCUGGGAAAUUGUGGAGGGAUCAGCUGGUGACGUUGAAGUUAUGUAUGGUAGUGACUUGGAUACUUCUGUUUAUGGGAGUGGCUUCCCGCGUGUAAAAGAUCAGAGACCAGAAUCAGUUGAGGCUAACUUAUGGGAUGAAUAUUGUGGCAGUCCAUGGAACCUCAAUAAUUUGCCCAAGUUGAAAGGUUCAAUGCUCCAAGCUGUUCAUCAUAACAUUACUGGUGUUAUGGUGCCCUGGCUAUAUGUUGGCAUGCUUUUCUCAUCUUUUUGCUGGCAUUUUGAAGACCACUGUUUUUACUCAAUGAAUUAUCUACAUUGGGGAGAGCCAAAAUGUUGGUACAGUGUUCCAGGUAGUGAAGCUGGUGCUUUUGAGAAGGUGAUGCGCAGUAGUCUUCCUGAUCUCUUUGAUGCACAACCGGAUUUACUCUUCCAGCUUGUAACCAUGCUGAACCCAUCUGUCUUGCAAGAUAAUCGGGUUCCAGUCUAUACUGUACUGCAGGAGCCUGGAAACUUUGUCAUCACUUUUCCCAGGUCUUACCAUGGAGGUUUCAACUUUGGUUUGAAUUGUGCAGAAGCUGUGAAUUUUGCUCCGGCUGACUGGCUACCUUACGGUGGAUUUGGAGCAGAGCUGUAUAAGACUUAUCAUAAGACUGCUGUUUUAUCUCACGAGGAGCUUCUUUGUGUGGUGGCUCAGCAGGGUGAUUUUGAUAGCAAAGCAUCGCCUCAUAUAAAGAAAGAAAUGCUUAGGAUAUACACCAAAGAGAAGUCCUGGAGGGAGAGGAUUUGGAGAAGUGGCAUCAUCAAAUCAUCCCCUAUGCCUCUGCGGAAAUGUCCUGAAUAUGUUGGUACUGAGGAGGAUCCUGCAUGCAUUAUAUGCAAACAAUAUCUUUAUCUUUCUGCAGUUGUUUGCCAUUGUAGGCCAUCCGCAUUUGUCUGUCUGGAGCAUUGGGAGCGUAUCUGUGAAUGUAAAUCCAGAAGACGUCGUCUUCUAUAUCGUCAUACCCUUGCAGAAUUGUCUGAUUUGGUGCUCGCAUCAGAUAGCGAUAGAUUUGAGGAGAGAUCACCAAGUAAUGACUUACGAAGGCAAAUCUCAUGUUCCAAUGAGCUGAAUGUGUUAACGAAGAAGGUCAAGGGGGGGAAUGUCAGCCUGGCUGAACUUGCUGAACAAUGGCUUUCACGUGCCAAAAAGUUUUUUCAGCACCCAUAUUUGGGUGAUGCAUGUGCUACCCUGUUGAAGGAAGCUGAGCAAUUUCUUUGGGCUGGUCCUGAGAUGGAUCCUGUACGAGACAUGGUGAAGAGCUUGAAUGCAGCUCAGAAGUGGGCAGGAGGCAUAAGAGAUUGUCUUUUUAAAGUUCAAAACUGGUCAUCUGGUCACAGCUGUGAUUUGGAGAGAGUGCCUUUGGAAUACAUUGCUGAGUUGCUGAAUAAUGAUCCCGUGCCAUGUAAUGAGCCAGGGCAUCUCAUGUUGAAGGAGCGUGCAGAUGAGGCAUGUCGUUUGGCUCAGGAAAUUGAUUCUGCUCUGUCAUCAUGCUCAGAAAUAUCUGUGCUGGAAUCACUGUACUCGAGAUUUAGUGACUUGCCAAUAUAUAUUAAAGAAAGCAAGAAGCUGUCGAAAAAACUUUCAUCAGCAAAGAUCUGGAUAGACAGUGCAAAGAAAUGCAUAUCAGAGACACAAAGCGCUGCAGUUGACAUUGAUAUUCUCUACAAGCUGAAGUCAGAGAUGUUGGAGCUUCAAAUUCACCUUCCAGAAACAGAAUUGCUUUUGGAUCUAGUAAGGAAAGCUGAAUCAUGUCAGUCUCAGUGCAAGGAAAUCUUGAAAGCUCCAUUUAGUUUAAAGAAUGUUGAAGUGUUGCUUCAAGAAUUCAAGAAUUUUACUGUUAACAUACCGGAGUUGAUGCUUCUGAAGCAAUGCCACAUCAAUGCUGUUUCAUGGAUUUCUCGCUGUAAUGAUGUUUUGGUGAAUCUUCAUGAACGGGAAGAUCAAGAUAAAGUAGUUAAUGAAUUAAAUUGCCUAUUAAAAGAUGCAGCAUCUUCGAGAAUUCAAGUUGAUGAGUUGCCUCUAGUUGAGUUAGAGUUGAAGAAGGCUUGUUGCAGAGUAAAAGUUCUGAAAGCUCGUGAUAUGAAAAUGCCUUUGGACUUCAUUCAGGAACUGAUGAUGGAGGCUUCUGUGCUACAGAUUGAAAAAGAGAAACUGUUUGUUGAUUUGUCUGGAGUAAUUGCAGCUGUGAGGUGUUGGGAGGAAAGAGCCACAAAACUUCUUGCACAGGAAGCUCAAAUGUUGGAUUUUGAGGAUAUUAUAAGGACUUCAGCAGAUAUACCUGUGCUUCUACCCUUGCUAGAUGAUAUUAAAGAUGCUGUAGCAAUGGCUAAGUCCUGGUUAGAGAAUUCUGCGCCAUUUUUGGUUUCUUCUAGUUCCAUGGUAUCUGGCUCUGUUUCUUCACUCAAACUCGAGGUCCUAAAGGAGUUGGUUUCACACUCGAAGUUACUAAAAAUAUCUUUGGAUGAACGAAGAAUGCUUGAAAUGGUUCUGAAGAACUGUGAUGAAUGGCAGCAGGAUGCCAACUCUGCAUUGCAGGAUGCUGGGUGCAUUCUGAGUACAGAUGAUAUUGAUGAUGGAAAGAGCGGUUGUCUUUUUGGAAAAGUUGAACAUUUAGCUACUAAAAUGGAAUCCAUCACUAAAGCUGGUUUAUCUCUGAAUUUUGACUUUGCUGAGAUUCCAAAACUCCAGAAUGCAUGUUCAAUGCUGCGAUGGUGCUCUAGAGCUCUUUCUUUCUGCACCUGUGCUCCUUCUUUGGAGGAUGUUGAGAGUUUGAUGGAGGCUGCAGAAAACCUUUCUGUUAUCGGUGUCUCUGGUACCCUAUGGAGUGCAUUAAUUGAUGGGGUCAAAUGGCUUAGGAAAGCCUUGGGAGUAAUUUCUUUGCCUGGCAAUUUUGAAAGAUUCAAGCUGAGUGAUGCCAAAGUAGUUCUUGCUGAAUCUCAGAGUAUACAAAUCUCCUUUCCUUUGAUGGUCAAUCAAAUUGUAAAUGCCAUUCAUAAACACAAGUUGUGGCUAGAACAAGCUGAACGAUUUUUUAGUCUAAACUCUGAGGAAAGAUCCUGGUCUCUAAUAUUAGAGCUUAAGGAACUGGGGAAGGCUUCAGCAUUUUCUUGUUCAGAGCUAGAUCUGGUUCUAUAUGAAGUUGAAAAGGUUGAAAAGUGGAAGCAACAAUUUGUGGAGAUUAUUGGAAGAUUUGUAGAUGAUAGGAAUUCGUUGUCUGAUGCAUUGCAGAAGGUCAAGCAGUCUCUGGAUAUAUCUCUGAACAUCUAUGGCAAAUCAUGGAGCGCUAAAGCAAGAAUACUAUGCAUGUGCUAUACUGGUUACAACGAAGAAAAAGAUUUUCUCACUUGUUCAAUGUGCAAGGACAGCUACCAUUCGCGGUGCCUUGAUUCAGCACAAGUCAAUCCAAAUAAUGCUGAAGUUUUUAUUUGCCAUUAUUGCCAAUUUUUUUAUGAUGGGUCGAUAUCCCAAAAUGGAGGUGGUCCCCUGAAAAAUGGAGAGAAGCAGCUUGAAUUAAGAAUGCUGAUUGAACUUCUAUCUGAUUCUGAGAAUUUCCCUACAAGGAUUGAAGAAAAGGAUUUAUUACAACAGAUUGUGGACCAAGCUCAUGAAUGCAAAAAAAGCUUGAGAGAAAUAUUGGAUUUUGCAUUAUCUUAUUUGGACAAGGAUCUCACUGUUGUCUGUGAAAAACUAACCAUUGCUUUGAAGGCCACGGAAGUGGCAGGUGUUUGUGAUAAUCAAGAUAAAUGUGACCUUGAACUGGCAUCAGCUAGAAAUUCUUGGAGAGUGAGAGUCAAGAGACUAUUGGAGGAUGCACAGAAGCCUACGAUGCAACAUAUUCAGCGGCACAUGAAAGAGGGACUAGCUAUGAGCAUACCUCCAGAAGAUUACAUAUGGCAGAAACUUGCUGAACUGAAGGACAUUGGCUUGCAGUGGGCAGAUCACGCAAAGAAGGUUGCAACAGAUUCUGGAGCUCUUGGCCUGGAUAAGGUUUUUGAACUUAUUUCAGAGGGUGAAAAUUUGCCUAUAUACUUAGAGAAGGAACUGAAGUUAUUAAGAGCUCGAAGCAUGUUGUACUGCAUUUGCCGAAAACCAUUUGACAGUAGAGUAAAGGUAGCGUGUAAGUUGUGUGGUGAGUGGUACCAUAUUGAUUGUAUCAAGCUACUCACCCCACCAAAGAUCUACUUCUGUGCUGCAUGUGAGCCUCAAACUGAAGGGUUGUCUGUGUCACUACUGGCAGAUCAUGAGAGAUCAACGAGUGCCAAAUCUGUAGAGCCCAAAACACCUUCACCUCGGCACACAAAAUCAAGAAAGAAGCCAGGUGAAACAGAGUCCAAUGUGAUGCAAAAAAUGCUUGCAUUUGAAAACCAAAGUAAUGUAUUUAUCCAUUCUAGUGGGAUUGAUCAAUUGGGGUGGCAGAACCGGAAGCCUCUUAGAAGGGCAGCUAAAAAGCGAACAGAGCUCAAAAUGCUGUCCCAAUUAUUUCAUAGGCAAGGAAAAUAGAUGGCUGUCAAUCAUUUAAUUUAUUCAAUUGAUUCUUAUGGAUGCAGGCCAAUUCUGUUUCCAUCCCAAUUUUCUCCUUUCUAUAAUAAUCAUCUUUUACUCGGAUUAUAA